Molecule: messenger RNA, 2952 nt
Organism: Paramormyrops kingsleyae
Lineage: Eukaryota; Metazoa; Chordata; Actinopteri; Osteoglossiformes; Mormyridae
Product: epoxide hydrolase 3
Molecular function (GO): catalytic activity
Source: RefSeq, a predicted model, not a curated record
UCCAUAUCCCGUGCUUCCCUGAUGUUAGAUGACAAAGUCCCUUGGCGUAGUAUACAUGUUCUAGGUCUGAUUAAUUGUUUAUGUGUUGUUUACUUUCAGACAAAAUGGCUUUUAUGAUUUAAUUACUAUAUCUGAUUAUACGUCAGUGUUGCGCGUUUCUUAUUUCAAAGUGCACAACUAAUGGCCACAGGUUGUGCUUGCGAACUUCUUGGUAGCGAUCCUGAAAUAUUGGAUUAUAACUACUGCGAUUAAUUUGUUAGUUAGACGAUUCGGAUUUAGCAAAUGCACAAUCGCGGCAGAUCGCGAUCUCACCGGUCGGACACGGGACUAGGCUCAUCCGUCCCUAAAAUAAAAAAAUUCAUUCAGACAAAUGUGGGUCAACAACGACCGGCGUGCUUGUUAUUCAUCUAAUUGAAUUACUCACCAAACAACAUUUCACGUUUGAUUACGACGCUAGGAGCAAUGUCCAACAAGAUUACAAGGUUUCUGCUGCUGCCGACCCGGUUCUGCCUGUGUCUUUUAUCCUUACUUUACUGGGUCCUGGUAUAUGGCACGGCUUUGAUAACUGCAAGCAUGGUUCUGACCCGUAUUGCAUGGAGAGGACUGAAGAAUCCCCGUAAAACGUUUCAGUGGACAGUUCGCAAAUCCCCACCAUCCUGCCUGCGGGACCCCGAACUAGGAAGACACGGAUAUGUGCGGGCCAGGAGCUCCGGCCUGCGGCUCCAUUAUGUAGAGAAAGGGGACAACAAAAAUCCUCUGAUGCUCUUCCUUCACGGUUUUCCGGAGAACUGGUACUCCUGGAGGUACCAGAUGUGUGAGUUCAGCGCUCAGUACCACACAGUGGCCAUCGACCUGCGUGGCUGUGGAGACUCUGCUGCCCCCUGCAGGCCAGAGGACUAUGCUCUGGAAAAGCUGCUGGAUGACAUCAGGGACACCAUUAGCAGCCUAGGACACACGAGUUGCGUGUUGGUUGGGCACGACUGGGGCGGGAUGCUGGCCUGGUACUUCGCCCUGGAACGCCCUGAUAUGGUGCAACGUCUCAUCAUCAUGAACGCCCCACACCCCGCCUCCUGGCUAGAUGCGGUCUUGCGACGACCUUCUCAGCUCCUGCAGGCUGGACAUGUCUGUUUCUUCCAACUGCCCCUACUGCCUGAAAUCGCCCUCUCCGUGGAGGACUUCAAGCUGGUGCGCAGCCUGUUCUGCGGCCGCCGUUUGGGGAUCAGGAACAGGGCGCGGCAGCUGACGGCGGAGCAGCUGGAGGGAUACCUGUACCGCCUGUCCCAGCCUGGGGGGCUCACGGCUCCACUUCACUACUACCGCGCACUGCUCAGCAACAGCCUGUACAAGCACCAGGACGCGCAGGUGGCCUGCAUGCUCAUCUGGGGCGAGGAUGACGGCCUGCUGGUGGAGGGGAGGUCAGGCGGCGGGCGGCCGUACGCCAGGGCCGCUGCCACAGUGCACAUGAUCCCGCACUGCAGCCACUGGGUGCAGCAGGACCAGCCUGAGGUGGUCAACAAGCUCAUGUCAGAUUUCCUGUUGGGUCUGGGUGUGGAGCAGCACCACACCCAUCAACAGGGGCGAGAUGGACUGUAACCCAGAAGCUGGAGAUUGUGGAGGCUGGACAGUGAAGCUUCUGGAAUUCUCUGCUAAUAUUGCUCAUCUUCCUGCAAAAAUAAUUAUCUGUAAUUAAACAUCGUGGACUCUGACAUGCCUCUCUGUGGAAAACCCCCCAGAGAUGGUGUUUGGCUCAUUGGGUUAUGACUCUGUGCUUUUAAUCAGAAGGUUGCUGGUUCAAUUUCGAAAGCCAACAGAGUGGUUUUGCUGUUGGGUCCUUGAGCAAGGCCCUUAACCCCCAAUGGCUCCAUCCUUUGCUACCAGCGAUUAGUGAAAUGAGUCUUUGAAUUCCACAAUUGCCAGGAUUAUGUACUAACUGCAACCCUCCUCCCAUUGGUCGCUAAAUUAGUCCUCCCCACUCAGCCCCCCCCGCUGUUAAGUCUCUCACCAGCUUCCUCUCCUUGCGUUCCAUCCCAAUCUCCUUCCUGUAUCCUCUUUCCUCGCCCCUCGUCUCAGUAUCUCCAUUCCCUGUCCCGCGCUCCGUCUCCCCCAUCCACUCCCUCGGCAACACGACCUCGUCUCUCACAGAACAAUGAUGGCCUCCCUCCCCCCUUCCUUUCUCCACGUCCCUCUUUGACCCCACCCUCACCCCUGCUUCUCUCACUCCAUACCCAUCCUCAUUCCUGUUUGUUUUUUCUUUUGCCCAGUUUCCCCUCCUCUCUUUGUCAGAACCCUGUUAUUCAUUCAUGCAAACUUCCCCAGCAUGAGUCUUCCUGGGUUUCUUUUCCUUUUAAAUUGUUUUAUGUUUUUUGACUAAACUACACGCCAAGCCCUGAGCUAAGACCUUCUUGGUGCCAAAAUCUGCUCAUGUUAGAUGUGUCCUCUUAGCUGGCUGUCAUCUGAAACAGUCGUUCUAGGCUCUUUGUUUUACAGUUUCACCCCCCACCCAUCCAAAAAACAAACCCAUCCCCCACUGGGUGGAGGAUCUCUCCCAUAGACUCCCUCCUGUGAAGAGUUUCUGCCCUUCUCACUUUUGGCAUGGUUGAUUUGUACCGUGCCCAAACACGAUUGUCCUUGUUCCUGCUCAGGCCAAAACACUUCCAAAUAAGCCACAAAAUAGGGACUUUAAUCAUGAACUCCAUUGCGAUGUGUGAUAGCCGUUUUCCUGUGUUUUCUUCAAAACAAAAAGUUGCAAGGCAAUGACCAAAGUUCAGGCAGCACAGCUGCAUUGUGUUUGUAGAGAACUGACAAAUGCCUCCAAUAGCAUGCAACCAUGUUAAUGGACUUUAAUGUGUAAUAAGUAAUGCCUCAAUAGUCUAUAUGAUCAAAUCGUAUUUUUGCUCAAUACUACUCUUGUACUCCUUACAAGUAAAUAAAGAGUUCACAUUUACCACCUUA